Molecule: messenger RNA, 4219 nt
Organism: Ceraceosorus bombacis
Lineage: Eukaryota; Fungi; Basidiomycota; Exobasidiomycetes; Ceraceosorales; Ceraceosoraceae
Source: the annotation of a GenBank genome assembly
AUGAGGCGUCUGUUUGGCCGCCUCACCGGCGGCCCACAAUCUCCCAAUCCCAAAAGCAGCUCCGAUGGCGUGUACGCGGGCAACGAGAAGCAGAGCGGAAGCGCAGCAUCAGGAGACAAGGUCCGAGCGCUAGCUGCCAAGUUUGAAGCGCAGAGCAACAACAACGACUUGACUGGCGACACUACGCGGAUCAAAAAGUACAGGAGCUCAGCGCCGCCUGUAGAUGCCAGCAUCAUCGACGACUUGCCCCGACAUCCUCUUGGCCCGAGCGAGCAUGCGGACACCACCACCGCAUCGCCCGUGGGCAGAUCCGGUUCGCACGGCCCUCUGAGCACGCCUCAUGGGUUUCAGGCCCCGCCUCCAGCCUCCGAGCCGCCAGUUGAACCUCUUGUCAGACCCCGCAGCGGAGCAGGUAUCAAGUCGGAAAGCGAGAGAAGCAGCAGAGAAGCGAGUGGGUCCAGUGGUCAAGCUGCAUCUUCUUUGACAAGCCCAGCCAACAAUUCUCUCGGAGCGGCUGUCAAGACUGUAGCUUUCGCACCUUCUCCAAUCAAGAAAGCAAGACCUUCUUCGCCUUCCGCAUUCACCGACGAGCCUUUACCCGUUCAAGCGUCUUCGUCAUCAGCCGCAGGCUUUGCCAGACCUACAUUGGCCAGCGCUGCUCGAGCUAGGAGCUACUCCAAACCUUCCUCUGCUGCCGGUAUCAAUGAAUUUGGCGUGCCCAACAUGUCCUCUUCUGGGCUGGCAGCACACUCGCUGCCCCGCGAUGGAGCAGGGGACCUGUUCGCAGGGGCAAAGCGCACCAAUUACUCGCUGCCUAUCGCCUCUGCAACAAAGAAUCGACGAAGCCAAUCGAGUCACGGCACGGGCUCCGCCAAUCUGAGUCGCAGAGGCUCGCUGGGUGCAAAUCCGAAUGGAGCGUCUGCUGACGGCGCAACGAGCGGCAUUCCCAGCAGUAUUUCCGCGCCGUACCCUUCGGGCUUGCCCGUCGACGCCGCAACCGCUCACGAGGGCGUUCCGAGACUGGUUCAGACGAGCAGCAGCACAGACGAUGAGCAACGCGCCAAUUCCAUACUUUUCAUACCCCCAGGUCAAAUCUCGAGAGAAGGUGGCAAUGCUCAGCCAAGAUCGAUCAGCCCUUCCAGCUUCGUAUCUGCCCAUUCUUCUGCGCAUGCUUCCAAGCCUGGCGGAUCGGUCGACACUAGGCGAUUGAGCACGAGCACAGCGCCGGGGGCUCACAUGACCCGUAGCGCAAGUCAGGGUAAUGUGACUUGGUCAGCUGCUAGUGCAGCGACUGGAAGCGCACCGAGCUGGAGUCAAAUGACACAAAGGGAUCUGGUUGAUAAUCUGGGACCUCGGGAAAGGACACGUCAAGAGGUGCUGUGGGAAAUCGUAGCAAGCGAGGAGAGGUGAGUAGAGCGCGGACUGGGACGACACGUGUCGCUCUUGAGGAGGAACUGACAUGGAGCGAGACGGGCUUGCCCUGCACUGCAGAUACGUCAACGAGCUCGAAAAGGCCAAAGACUUGUAUCUCGACGCGUUACUGCAUCCUCUGCGUUACCGUUCCAAUCCCACCUCUCCUCAGAUGACCACCACCUCCAGCUGGCCAAAUACUUCCGACUCCUCCGCAAGUCGCAGCAGGCACACUCUGCACCCCAUCGACACUUCCAGCAGUGCAGAAUUGCCCAUCGCUUCGCGCUACAUGUCUCCGCUGUCAGCCACAAACACUCGCACAGGCUCGGAGGGGCACGCGCAGAGCUCUUCGUCUGGCAAAAAAGUCUCGUCCGACGCUCAAAGCAGCGGCGGUGCUACGUCCGGGGCUCAGAGCAGAGCGCCUAGCAUAGCUGCUGCUACCACAGCUGCACCACCGCGGCCUCCAAGGAGUAGCAUCGCGCGUGGGCUGGGCAUCGGAGCGCCGCGAACGUCCACGCGAGGCGCCUCGGGUGCGAUGUCAAGGGACGCGUCGGCGACAUCUUCACCUCACAUGGGCAGCGUGGCAUUGAACGUCAAGCAGCCGCGCAAAUCAUCACGAAAGGCCAAUAGUCAGGCUAUACAGAACCCCGUCUCUUCCCAGACUGGAUACACCAACUUGGACGGCUCUGCUUUAUCCGUUCCUUUGCCCAAGUCUCUCAGAGCGGUGCUGGAAGCUUUGAAUGAUGGCCUCUUGGAGGGUCACACGCUGCUCUCUGAAGCUUUGCGCGUCAGAUACGAAGAGCAGUGGCCGCUGGUCCGUAGUCUGGCGGACGUAUUUACGAGGUACGACUACAUCUUGAAGCAUUACAAGGGCUACGUCAUCCAUUUGGAAAGGGCCUUGGAAGAGCUGGAAGAAGCGGGCUUGAUGGAAAGAGCUAUGAGAGGCAAACGGAUCAAGAGGGAGAGAUUGACGCAGACCGUGGGACUUGGCAGAGCUGUUGCUUCGCUCGAGACGAGCGCUGCCGAGAGGGGCGAGUGCGGUCUUUCCAUUUUCAUCUCGAUGCCUUUUCAAAGACUGCUCAAGUACCCUCUGCUCUUUCAGAACCUCCUCUAUCACACCGACCCGUCCACUUUCGAAUUCGAAAAUACGGUGGCCAUGGUGGUGGAUGUGGAAGGCUUGGUCAGAUCCAUCGAGAGUGCCAAGGUGUCUAGCGAAGAGAGGGACAAGGCGUACGACGCAUUUGCUCGCAUAGAUGGAAUUUUAGAUAAAGCUGUGCUGAGACCUCGACCGGAUAGGUUGCUCAUCGAAGAGCGGCCCCUCUAUGAAGAAGGUCCUCGACGAGCCGUCUCGGAAUCCGCGCCAAAGGAUGAAGUCGAGCGGAAUGGAGGAGGGGGGGUCAGCGAGUCGGAAGACGAGGGCCCGAGCGCGAGCAAGGUGAAGGGCUCUGGAGCACUGGCCCACUCUUCAGGUGGGACGGGAGGGUCGAACGCGACCAGCACGGGCAAGAGUUCGAGUUUGAGAGAAGCACUGAAAAGCAAGAGAUCGUACAGAAGACUGUCGGACUUUUUAUCUGCGGAUGACAAGGCUACCAAGGCGCCGAGUAUGGGAAGCAAGAGGGAUGUUUGGGUCGUUAAAUUCUCAGACGUGGAGCUCAAAUGUCAACGGGUCGGCGUGACUGCGCUUCCUAUGAGCAGCACCACUGCCUUGCGUCCCUCUGGAUCGAGUAUCGGUGCGCCCGCGCCGAUCGAGGAUGAGAGCGGCCCACAAGCUUUUCCUUCAACAGAGAUGGACGACUCGAUCGAUGUCACGACGGGCCCAGAGCUCGCGGCGGAUUUUGCAGCUAGGAGCAAGGACAGCAAGGAACGAUUGAAAGCCUUGCGAAACACCACUUUGAGAGCCAAGACGCGCAACCUCUACAAAUUUGUAGGAGUUGUAGCUUGGCGCAAGGCUGCUCAGCCCUCUACGAGCGCUUUGCAAGACGAGCUUGCCCAAGGCAUCCAAGAAGCGGAGGAAGACGAGGAUGAGGAGGAUGAGGAUGAAGUGGGAAGUCAGGCGUCCGAGGAGACGGAGGCUGGCAUGUUGCUGGACACUGAGAGAUACGUGAGACAAUCCACCUUGAGCUUCAGCUAUGCUGGCGAUGAGGUGCUGCCCAGGGCGCACUUGCCCAACGCGCACGGCCUCACACCUCUGAGACCCUCGUCGAGCAGCGUGACGAACGUUUAUGCUGCUGCUCCGACGCACGCAUCUUCCGUGGCCGCAUUCAGAUUUGCCAGAGCUGGAGCGGCGAGCGAAAAGUUUGGACAAGCGGCGGCAGGUCACAAUAUGGUUAGGAACGACUCGCCAAAGGUCCGGCAGAAUCUGCAUCCUACCCAGCAGCAAGGUCUCUUGACCGAAGCAGAAGUCGUGUCCAGAUCGCACGGUGUUGGCCGUCAAAAUAAAUUUGGAGCUCGAUUGAGAUCUGAAUUGGGCUCUGGAUCGGGUGCCAGCUCCAACAAUGCGCCGCUCUCUGUGGCUGGCUCGAGAGCCGGCACUUCUCGAUCUGGCGUUUGCAACAGCAACGGCAACUUACCGAGCGCCACGAGCAGCUCGCACGGACAUGGAUCUCAUGGCAAGAGCUACGAAGGCGCAAUGGGAGGUGGAGGUGGAGGUGGACAUGGAGCGGAUGCUAGAUCGGUGCGGAGCGGAGGGGGAAGGUCGACAGGAAGCACGAGGGAGAGCCAGCUGAUGGAGGAAAAGGCACAUUUGACGCGAGACCCAUCGAGCAUGAGCUCCGAUCUCAGAAUCGUCUCCAAGUACAUGUCCGACUGA